GGGUAAAAAAGUGACAGCGUCAGUGCUAUUAAGAUUCCCUCCUUUUCACGUUCACGCUCAUUAGUCCUUUGCUUGCAAUGCGUGGACAAUGUCUGCUGCUGUGAGACUUACCAGAAGAAUGCUUACCCCAAGGAUAACGCUAGGAGCCUUUGCACUCUUCGUCCUAACGUCUCACUGUUCAACAGCUAACGAUGCCCAAUUCUCUCUCAGCAACAAAGCCACUGGGCAUUGUCUGAUGAAAAAAUUUAACCGUUGCCUUGACAUCCGUUGGACGACCGGUAAUCGGCUUUUCGCUCUCACGACCAAAAAGUGCCUGGGAGCACAGGGAAAAAGUGUGGGGAGCGAAGUGAGCCUCUACGACUGUGAUGACAAAACUGACCUCCAGAAGUGGGAAUGCAAGAACAACACACUGAUCGCCCUUAAAGGCAAAGAGCUCUACAUUGAAGUCAAAGCUGAUGAAUCAAUUGCUCUCUCCAAAACAAUUGGGCCAAAUAACCACUUCACAAUCCAGGGGUCAUCCAGCGGUGCUUGCACAAGAACAUACAGAGAACUUUAUACCAUUGAAGGAAAUGCGUUUGGCAAGAUCUGCAUGUUUCCCUUCAUGUACAAAGACCGGUGGUUUGCGGAUUGCACUACGUACGACUCCUCACAAAAGCGACUUUGGUGUGCAGUUGAAACAAAAUAUGAACAUGAACUGUGGGGAUACUGCCCGACUAUUUCCACAGACCACUGGCCGAAAAACCUCAUAUCAGGAUCAUAUUACCAGCUCAACACUCAGGCAGCACUAACAUGGCCGCAAGCUGAAGUCAGCUGCAAACAACAGGGUGCUGCCCUGGUCAGUGUCACAGAUCCCAACGAACAGGCUUUUAUCUCAGCACUCCUAGGAACUUUGAAAAAUAAACUCUGGAUUGGGGUGGUUCUGGACCCAGAGCAUGGCUGGCAGUGGUCCAAUGGGAAGCCUUUCCGCUACGUGAGAUGGAGUUCAGGAAACCCACUUCCUAAUCCAGGACACAACUGUGGAUUUCUUGACACUGUCGGUCAGCACUUGUGGGAGAGUUCAUCCUGUGGGAAGAGACUGGGCUAUAUCUGCUACAAAGACGGGGUCACAACCACUCCACCGCUAAUUGAGCAAGGAUUUUGUUCAAGCCCAUGGAUUCCCUACAAUGGUCACUGUUUCCACCUUCAGCGUUCUUUACAAACAUGGUCAAAUGCACAGAUAGAGUGCCGCAAAGAGAGAGGGGACCUGGUCAGCAUCCGCAAUUUGGAGGACCAUAGCUUUGUCAUCUCUCAACUAGGAUAUGCAUCCCACGAUGAGCUUUGGAUUGGACUGAAUGACAGGAAAACAGAGGGGCUGUUUGACUGGAGUGACCACUCUACAGUCAGCUUCACCAGCUGGGAGUAUGGAAGACCUGUGGUGGCUACUGAGGGAGAAGACUGUGUUCUCAUCAGGGGGGAGAAGGGGAACUGGGCAGAUCGUUCGUGUGAUGAGAAACACGGCUUUAUCUGUAUGAAGCAGAGUGAAACUGAUCAACCUGUUGAAGAAGUAGAUCUGGACAUAGGCUGCAAAGCGGGUUGGAAAAGACAUGGUUCCUACUGCUACUUUGUAGGAACUGCGACAAAGACUUUUGAUGAGGCUAAAGAUGACUGCAAGAGCUCAGACUCCUACUUAGCUGAUGUUGCAAAUGGGGUGGAUAAUGCCUUCCUUGUCAGCCUGGUGGGGUUGAGACCAGAGAAAUACUUCUGGCUUGGGCUCUCAAACCAGAAAAACAUUGAUGAGUUUGUGUGGACCAGCAAAGACUUAGUGACGUUUACACACUGGAACGCUGAAAUGCCAGGUUACCGACAGGGCUGCGUUGCUAUGACAACUGGGGUUUUUGCUGGACUCUGGGAUCUGCUACCCUGCACCAACCAGGAAAAAUACAUCUGCAAACACCUGGCAGAGGGGGCAGUUUUAACUGUUCCACCACCCACUCAAACUCCUCCUAAGUGUGCCGAAGGUUGGAUGCGUGUGGGCACAAGAAACGUCUGCUCUAAGUUUUUUACAGGGCCCCGUGAAUUUGAGAAGACAUGGUUUGAGGCAAGGGAUUUCUGUCGGGCCAUUGGAGGAGAUCUGCUCAGCAUCCACAGCAGUGGGGAGCAAAUACUGGGACGUUAUGGAAAAGCCUGGAUUGGGCUUCAUGUUCCUGAUUCAAGCAGUGGUUAUGUAUGGAGUGAUGGAUCUCCGUUAAACUUCCAGCACUGGCAGGAAGGAGAGCCAAACAACUUUAAUAAUGCAGAAUCAUGUACUGAAUUUAGAAUUUAUCACUGGGAUGAGUCUGGGUCUUGGAAUGAUGUGAACUGUGAGGCAUACAAUGACUGGCUGUGCCAGAUCCGCAUAGGACUGACUCCAAAACCCCCUCCAAAUGCUACUGUAGUGGAUUUCAACAAAACUUCAGAUGGUUGGCUUGUGUGGAAAGGGAGUCAGUAUUUCAUUAACAGAAUGUCAAUGCCCAUGGAAGAUGCUCGUCACUUCUGUCAGAAGAGACAUGGCGACUUGGUAUCUAUCACUGGGAAAGAUGAAAAUGUCUUCUUAUGGAAACAGAUAUCCAGAAGCUAUGGGCAAUAUUAUAUUGGUUUGUCUGUGGAUCUUGAUGGGUCAUUUUGGUGGAUGGAUGGUUCUUCACUGUCAGUGCAACAAUGGGAAGAAAAUCAACCUGAUUCUAAUGCCUUUGAUGAGAACUGCGUUACAAUGACUUAUUUUAUGGGUUUCUGGCGUACUUCCAAUUGCGGCCAAGAGUACCAGUCCAUUUGUAAACGAGGAGGCUUAGCACCUGCCAACACCACAGCUGCCCCCACAGUUCCUCCUAAAGGUGGCUGCCCACUUAAUUGGAUACAAUUUGGCACAAAGUGUUAUAGUAUUAACAGCCGGAGGAUCAGCUGGGAAGACGCAAGAAGACAGUGCAUAGGCAUUGGAGGAAAUUUGGUCUCUAUUCCUGAAAGACGUAUUCAAGCAUUUCUAACCGCUAAGAUGGCUGUAACAGCAACUGCAGAUCUAUGGAUAGGUUUGAAUAGUAUAAGACAAGAUGGAUUUUACUGGACGGAUGGAAAGCCAAGGCGAUACACGAACUGGGGAUAUUCUAAAAAUCAACGUCGUCCUGGAAGCUUUUAUCAAAGAUGGAAUGAGGAAGAGUGUGUUGUGAUGCAGAACAAUCCUUCCCUUGGCAGCGGGAAAUGGUUUAUCAGGUCUUGCAAUGACACCAAUGGAUUUGUCUGUCAUCGAAAUCUUGACCCAAAUAUCGCAUCCCAACCAGAACCAAGCGUUCCAAACUCCUACGAAGUUCUGGGAAACGACAGCAUCAAGGCUGUGACUCGAAAUCUGACCUGGGACGAUGCCAAGACAAAUUGUGAAGGUGAAAGAGCCCACCUGGUUAGCCUGCGAACUGAAUGGACACAGGCCUAUGUUGAACUGCUGGCUAUGAAUCUCAAAGCUCCUCUUUGGAUUGGACUGAACAAGCAGCAGACUGGGGGUUAUUUUAAGUAUAUUGAUGGCUGGCACAUUAACUUCGCCAACUGGGCUGAAGAUGAACCGAGCAGGAAUCGACCUUGUGUGUACAUGGACUUGGAUGGAAAAUGGAAGACUACCUUUUGCAAUCAAACCAUGAAUAGUGUUUGUAUGCAGUCUACAGAUGUGGCACCAACAGAUUCAACCAUAUUCCCAGGAACUUGCCCUGAAGAGAGUGAAGAAUACCACCAGAGAAUUUCCUGGAUGCCAUUUAAGGGUCACUGUUAUUUGUUUAUCACGGAGGAAGUUGAAUGGGCAAAUGCAGCUAGUAGUUGUGCAAGACAUGGCGGAAUCCUGGCUAGCAUUGAAGACCCCUCUGAGCAACAAUUCAUUAAAAGCAAUGUGGAAAUAUUUCAAGACAGCCAUUCUGCGUUCUGGAUCGGCCUGUAUAAAACUCAUAAAGGGAUAUGGAAGUGGUUGGAUAAAACAGUCUUGGACUACACCAACUGGGCUGCAGAUGAGCCGGAUUCUGACUUUGGAAAUGUCGCAACCUCAGAUGGGACUUGGCAAUCAGGUCGUAGAUGGCAUGAUCGACCAUACAUCUGUAAAACUCCUAAAGUGAUGACGGAUGAUCCAGACACAAAACCUAAACCACAUGGAGGUGAUGAUCCUCGCAAUCGUGUCCACACGAGCUUGAUAGUUGUGCUGGUCAUUGCCAUCACUUCUUCGCUGAUAGCCAUUGGAUUUUUCAUCUACAAGAAGGCCCCUCAUACCUUACCCACCUUUGACAAUCCACUGUACUUCAACAGUGAACGAUCUCAGCCCGAUGUGGUGGACACCAAUAAGCUGAUAGAGAAAGCAGAGGAAGAAACCCCUGAGCCUAUUAUAGCUCUGUGAUUUAUCCAGUAGCAUAAUCUAGUGGGACAUACACUGUACUGUAUAUCUCCGACUGAUGUAUUAAACAUUGAUGCUUCAUUUAUGUUUUUUGCAAAUUUUU
Molecule: messenger RNA, 4478 nt
Organism: Paralichthys olivaceus (Japanese flounder)
Lineage: Eukaryota; Metazoa; Chordata; Actinopteri; Pleuronectiformes; Paralichthyidae
Gene: mrc1b
Product: mannose receptor, C type 1b
Molecular function (GO): signaling receptor activity
Source: RefSeq, a predicted model, not a curated record